Copidosoma floridanum is the source of this 3327-nucleotide messenger RNA. It is a transcript of the gene CRMP, whose product is annotated as Collapsin Response Mediator Protein. NCBI's taxonomy places the organism in Eukaryota, Metazoa, Arthropoda, Insecta, Hymenoptera, Encyrtidae. Gene Ontology annotation, biological process: pyrimidine nucleobase catabolic process. Gene Ontology annotation, cellular component: cytoplasm; cytosol. Gene Ontology annotation, molecular function: dihydropyrimidinase activity. The record is from RefSeq and is a predicted model, not a curated record.
CGCCAGUGCUCUGAACCGACGGUGGUACAUACAACAUAAUAUUACAUAUAUAUAUAUUACACAAGUGUGAAUAAGUAUCCUACAUUUAUAACGGAGGGACAAGGACUCGAGAAGAAUAGCAGCAUCAAUCCACCGAGCGCCAGGGCUGAUAUAGUUGAGCACCCAAGUAAACACCUAUAUAUGUAUAUACGCCCUACGACAUCAAACUACAAGUUCGAUUGAGUGAGUUUCGGAGCGCCUGCGUCGUUGCUACAUUUCGUCGCAGCAGGGAUCCGGCUUCAUAUACUAUUUUUCCCCGGCUUCGAUUUCUCGUCCUCCUCGAGUCGGCUCUCCCGUUGUCCUUAUACACGCAAGGGCUGGUGUUCCGUGCGCGGUAGUCCUGUGUGCGUCUACUAUUUCCUGGUCCGCGGAGGAGCAUCCUCGAGAUGAGUACGCCGGUGAAGAAGGUGCCGAUACACCUACAGAGCUCGCAGAAUAGAUUGCUCAUUAAAAAUGGCAAGAUCGUCAACGAGGAUGCCGUUUUCGAUGCCGAUGUCUACAUCGAAGAUGGCAUCAUCAAGCAACUCGGCCGGAACUUGAUAAUCCCCGGGGGUACCCGGACCAUAGACGCGCGCGGGAGGUACGUGAUGCCGGGUGGCAUAGACCCGCACACGCAUUUCGAGCUCGAGCUCAUGGGCGCGAGGUCGGUUGAUGACUUUUACCAGGGCACGAAGGCCGCCGUAGCCGGUGGCACUACCACCGUCAUCGACUUUGUCAUACCGAGGGCCGACGAGACCCUACUCGAGGCUUACGACAGGUACAGGACUUCCGCUGACGAGAAGGUCUGCUGCGACUAUGCCCUUCACGUGGCCAUCACCAAAUGGAACAACAAGACGAAAGAGGAGAUGGCCGCGUUGGUUCAGCAAUUUGGUGUGAAUAGUUUCAAAUUCUUCAUGGCGUAUCGUGAUCUGUUCAUGCUGAGGGAUCCAGAACUGAUAGAGGCUUUCAAGAUAUGCAAGAGCCUUGGUGCUGUGGCGAUGGUGCACGCCGAAAACGGCGAUAUCAUUUAUGAGGUUGCAUGCCCGCUGUACGUGGUGCAUGUGAUGAGUCGAAGCGCAGCCGAGGAGGUCGAGGCGGCCCGGGGACGCGGCGUGUGCGUCUGGGGCGAGACCCUAGCCGCGGCCCUCGGGGCCGAUGGCACGAGCUACAGCCACCAGUGCUGGAGACACGCGGCCGCCCACGUGCUCAGUCCACCGCUCAGGCCUGACGUCGACACGCCCACUGAGCUCAUGAAGAAGCUCAACUCGGACGGGCUGCAGGUGACCGGGAGCGACAACUGCACGUUCAACGCGGACCAGAAGGCCCUGGGCAAGGAUGACUUUUCCAAGAUCCCGAACGGGGUGAACGGCGUGGAGGACAGGCUGUCCGUCGUUUGGGAGAAGGGCGUGCACGCGGGCCUGAUGGACCCGACGCGUUUCGUCGCCGUCACCUCCACCAACGCCGCGAAAAUCUUCAACCUGUACCCCAAAAAGGGGGUCAUUGCCGUCGGCUCCGACGCCGACAUCCUCGUCUGGGACCCGACCAAGAAGCGCACCAUAUCAGCCGAGACCCACCACCAGGCCGUUGACUUUAACAUAUUUGAGGGUAUGGAGAUCCACGGCGUGCCGGAGUACGUGGUGGUCGGCGGCCGAGUCUGCGUGGACGAUGGCGAUAUCAAGGUGGUUCACGGCUUCGGUAAAUUCCUCGAGACACUGGCCUAUCCGUACUACGUGUACGACAGCGUGGAGGAGCGGGAAAAGCAGCCGCGCGGAGUGGCCCGCAGCGAGGCCGAUGCUCGCAAGUUCGCCGAGGAAGACGCCAUUCUGACCAAAGCUCGCGAAGCCGCCAGGUUGGCCAAAGCAGCGGCUGCAGCGGUAGCCCAGAACAACGAAGCGUUGUACCAGACCAAUGGGCAUCACAACCACCAACAACAGCCCAUGGGCGGCUGUAGGCCCGGGGCACCUUUCAUCUGUCCGACCCCGACUCUUCCUAAUUCAGCCAUAGCCACGCCCUCGGUCAAGGGCCCGCGCCUCGAGGGACAGAGGAACCUCCAGGACUCGACCUUUUCCAUCAGCGAGGAUACCAAGGAGACAUCGCGAUCUUGCAUCCGUGUCAAUAACCCACCGGGUGGACGCAGUGCCGGUGGCUUCUGGUAAAUCUAGCUAUAUCUCCACGAUGUAUUCACUCAUACGAAUUAAAAUCAAACGGGACAAAUGAACGAGGUGUCGAAGUGGGAGUCAGGAGAAUAGAAAAUGUAAAAAAAAAAAAAAUAAUAAUAAUAAUUAAAAAAAAGUGCAGCCAAAAAGGAAAUGUUGCAGCUAAGUAUGUACGUGUAGAGAAUCUCUCUCACUUUCUUUUGCGCGCGUGGACCAUUGGAAUGUCCUAUUUCAUGACGACCGCGUAGGCUUUAAGCGUCUACUUAUAUAUAUACAUAUACUUACACUAUCGAUACAUAUAUAUAAAUGUUCUUGGUUGAAAUCGAGAGUCUGUUUAUUAUUGAUUGCUAUGUAUUUUUAUUGAAAAAAUAUAUAAAUAUAUAUCUAUAUGUAUAAUCUGAUGUUGGGUGAAGAAACUCUAUCUUUUUAAGCACACGAGUCAAUUUUUUUUAUCUCUGUUCUCUUCUUUACAUUACGCGACUUUUUUUAAUGUAAUUUUUUUCUGCACCACGCAGUACGAAAUUCACUUUUAUCGACUCUGAAAGUAUUACGGAAUUGAAAAUCAUGUACUUGUUUCAACUACAAAAAAAAAGAAAAAAAAAGUCAAGUACUCUGGAAAAUCAAUGUUUUGAUAUAGAUUUUGUUACGUUUGCGGUUAAUCGAUCAAAUGUUUUCCUUUCCAUAAUUUUAGCAACGUGAGCGACAAAUUUUAGAAUACGGCUAAUGCGAACAAAGUUGCAUUACGUAAUUGUUUAUUAUACACGUAGUCACAGGUAUUUAGUGCGUAUUAUCGUUUGAAACAUGAUUACAUUUGUAACAAUUGUUAUAUAUAAGACGCUAAACGUUACCAUGAGAAAAAAAAGAAAAAAAAAAGGAAAAUAUAUAAACACGUAUAUACAUUAAUUAAGAAAUGUCUUGAUAAUUGUUUAAUUACGUUGCAUAAAUGGCAUUGAGCAUUGAAUGUAGUUUAAAAGCAAAUAAUCACCAGAGAAUUUGUAUGAUGAAAAAAUAUAUUUUCAUCCGUGUCGUCUGUGCGCGUCAAGAACCAAAUAAUAAUUAUGUUAGUACACUACAAUUUUUCUAUGCAUCGACAAAAACUUGAUGCUGGCCGAUAUAAAAUUAACAUUAAAAAAAAAAAAAAAGAAUAAAUAAA